AAAACAAGAAGCAAGGUGGCCCCGGCCGGGCGCCCCUUGAGACCCGUGCGAGUUGCGGAGCUCACGCUGCUCCCUCCCGAGGCGUGAAGCGGCCGCGGCAAUAGCAGACAGCGUAGGCGCCGGUGAAAAUGGGCCGCAAGCUGCUCAAGGUUGUCAUCUUGGGCGAUUCGGGGGUCGGUAAGACCUCUCUCAUGAAUCAGUUCGUCAACCGCAAGUUCCAGUCGCAGUACAAGGCGACAAUCGGAGCCGACUUCCUCACCAAGGAGCUGGAAGUGGAUGGGCGGCCCGUCACGAUGCAAAUCUGGGACACGGCGGGCCAGGAGCGCUUCCAGUCGCUCGGCGUCGCCUUCUACCGCGGCGCCGAUUGCUGCGUGCUAGUCUAUGACAGCAACGACGAGAGGACCCUGCAGAGCCUCGACUCCUGGAGGGACGAGUUCCUCCGCCAGGCUGGGCCGAGCGAUGCGGAGGCGUUCCCCUUCGUCGUGCUGGGCAACAAGGUGGACGUGGAGGGCUCGGGCGCCGCGACGCAGAAGCGGGCUCUCGCCUGGUGCGAGGGAAAGGGCAACGUGCCGCUGUUCGAGACCUCCGCAAAGACGGCCAUCAACAUCGAGCAGGCCUUCGAGCUCAUCGCGCGAAACUCGCUGCUACAAGAGGCGAGGGAGGCGGAUCUCUACCUGCCAGACACGAUCGACAUGAGCCACGCUGGGACGAGCAGCAUCGGACGCCAGGGUGGCGGCUGUUGUUGAGCCUGCACAGCAUUGGUUCGGAGCUGCUGAGGUGUGGGUGUGGGCAUUGACCAUUAUUGUGACAUGUGCAUGUAACAGGCAGUCGCGUGCAACACCAACAGAGUGCAGGUCGCGCGAUUGGGAGAGAUAGGG
Molecule: messenger RNA, 878 nt
Organism: Emiliania huxleyi CCMP1516
Lineage: Eukaryota; Haptophyta; Isochrysidales; Noelaerhabdaceae
Gene: Rab7
Product: rab family GTPase
Exons: 3
Coding region: 129-746 (205 amino acids)
Molecular function (GO): GTPase activity; GTP binding
Source: RefSeq, a predicted model, not a curated record